AUGCCAAGGAUUUCAACCGGAAUCGAUCGACUUGUGUCUAUGCACGUGCUGGAGCCCAUUGAUCACUCAGAAUGGGCAGCACGCAUCGUCGCCGUUCAGAAGAAAAAUGGAUUGAUCCGCUUCUGCGCAGACUACUCAACCGUACUGAAGCGCAGACUACUCAACCGCACUGGAACAAAGAUCGAAGGGCGCUACUUUUCACAGCUCGACAUAGCCAAAGCGUAUCUCCAGUUGGAAGUGGACGACGUCUCAAAGCAGCUACUCACUAUCAACACGCAGUGUGGAUUGUACCGCUGCAAUCGACUACCAUUUGGAGUGAAACCAGCUCCUGGUAUAUUCCAGCAAUGUAUGGAUGCUCUCAUCGCUGGAAUAUAUGCCGCCUAUCUCGACGACAUAUUGGUUGCUGGCAGAACAUUCGGCGAACACAACGCUCGACGAGAGGCCUUAUUCAAGCGGAUUCAAGACUACGGACUCCUCGUUCGACUUGACAAAUACGCUUUUCAGCUGACGGAGAUCACCUACCUUGGAAGAUGCUUGCUCCGAAGUCAGUCAACUUCACUCUUUUUUGGGACUCAUCAAUUUUUGGGAAAUUUCGUCAAGGAUCUCCACAAUCUACGCACUCCUUUGAACACUCUUACGAAAAAGGAUGUUGUCUACACAUGGACACCAGAGUGCAAGUCUUCCUUCGACAAGAUUAGGGCAAUCCUAAGCUCGGAUCUCCUGUUGACCCACUUCGACCUAAGUCUUUCGAUCAUCGUUUCUUCUGAUGCUUUAAAUUACGGGAUUAGAGCAACCCUCUCGCUUUGCGGAUGGAUGCGAGAAGGACGACAUUUCACGCUGAGGACUGACCACAAACCACUUUUGGCAAUCUUCGGGAGCAAGAAAGGAGUUCCGGUCAACAGUGCCAACCGUCUUCAGCGAUGGGCCGCUAUUUUGCUCAACAUCAGCUUCGCUAUCGAGUACAUCAACACAAAGGAUUUCGGCCAAGUGGACGCUCUUUCACGCCUCGUCUCGUCACAAUCAUCGAUACCGUAG
Messenger RNA from Necator americanus (New World hookworm), 1035 nucleotides. RefSeq lists its product as uncharacterized. Lineage: Eukaryota; Metazoa; Nematoda; Chromadorea; Rhabditida; Ancylostomatidae. Bases 1 to 1035 code for a protein of 344 amino acids. The transcript has 4 exons. The record is from RefSeq and is a predicted model, not a curated record.